AAAAGAUUGUUGGAGGAGGGACUCUUUCCUGAGACCUUGAUGCCUUUUGACUAUUGGGUUUUAGAUUCUUUUACGUGAUUGAUCUAUGAAAUGGCAGAGAAUGGAACAGACUGUGACCAGAGACGCAUAGGAAUGAUCAAAGAGCAGCAUAAUGGAAGCUUCACAGAUUCUUUGUUGAAUGAACGGAAACGAAGGGACCGAGAGGAGAGGUUGAAUAUUGUCCUCUGGAGACAACCACUUGUUACCUUGCAGUAUUUUUUCCUGGAAACCCUAAUAAACUUGAAGGAAUGGACCAUAAAAUUGUGGCAUCGGCGAAGUAUCUUGGUGUCUCUUCUACUGAUGCUUGCAGUACUAACAGCUACGUAUUAUGUUGAAGGAACACAUCAACAGUAUGUGCGAUAUAUGGAGAAAAAGUUCUUAUGGUGUGCCUACUGGGUAGGACUGGGCAUUCUGUCCUCUGUUGGACUUGGAACAGGUCUUCACACCUUUCUGCUCUAUUUGGGCCCACACAUUGCAUCAGUUACUCUUGCUGCAUAUGAAUGUAAUUCAGUUAAUUUUCCUGAGCCGCCUUACCCAGAUCAAAUCAUCUGCCCUGAUGAGGAGACUGAAGGAUCCAUCUCUUUAUGGGCUAUCAUCUCAAAAGUCAGGCUAGAGGCCUGCAUGUGGGGUGCAGGCACGGCCAUAGGAGAGCUGCCUCCAUACUUCAUGGCGCGGGCGGCCCGGCUCUCUGGUGCUGAACCUGAUGAUGAGGAGUACCAGGAAUUCGAGGAGAUGCUGGAACAUGCAGAGACUGCACAAGAUUUUGCUUCCCGGGCUAAACUGGCUGUCCAGAACCUGGUGCAGAAGGUUGGGUUCUUCGGCAUUUUGGCCUGUGCUUCAAUUCCAAACCCGCUGUUCGACCUGGCCGGCAUAACAUGCGGACACUUUCUGGUUCCCUUCUGGACCUUCUUUGGAGCGACCCUCAUUGGGAAGGCAGUCAUUAAAAUGCACAUCCAGAAACUUUUCGUUAUUAUAACAUUCAGCAAACAUAUAGUGGAGCAGAUGGUUUCCCUAAUCGGGGCUGUCCCCAGGGUAGGUCCUUCUCUUCAGAAGCCGUUUCAGGAGUACUUGGAGGCCCAGAGGCUCAAGCUGCACCACAAGCAGGACAGCGGAGCGCCCCAGGGGGAAAACUGGCUUUCCUGGAUGUUUGAAAAACUGGUGAUUGCCAUGGUUUGCUAUUUUAUCUUAUCUAUCAUCAACUCCAUGGCCCAAAGCUAUGCCAAACGACUGCAGCAGAAGAUGUACUCUGAAGAGAAAACCAAAUGAGCUCAGAAAAAAACCCUUGGAACGGGCUUUAGCAGACAUGAAAAAUGACAUGUCUUUCCAUAUGUUUAAAAAUCAGCAUUAUUCCAAACCGGGGAAAACUUUUUAACAUCAAUUUUCAACUAUAACGUUUUGAUUUUCUUUUGAAAGUAAUUUGGCUAUUAGAGCAGACCUUUCACUGACAAACUUAUAAAUUUUAAGGUAAGGUAUAAAUGCUUUCCUUGUCUGAGUUGUGUUAUAUGGGAUGGGCGGUGUGAUGUUAAGCUGGUGUUUAACACGGCUGUUGCCUGUCCAAUUUACUUAUAAAACUGAUAAUUUAAUACUUAGCUGUAUUCCAGUUUCUGGUUUGACUUUCAGCCUGGCCUAAGGGUAACUUUAUUUUUGAAGGGUGGCUGUUUUGCCUUUUCCAUAACUUUCCAGACCRUCAAAAUGUACCCAACUGAAUACAGACCGGAUAGAAACUCUUGCAUGUCCGUCGUGGUACCGCCCCUCCAGCCGGGCUCCCCGGUCCCUUGCAUUGCACGCGCUCUCGGUGGGAAAGGCCACCCCUUAAAACCUGGUAAUGAUGUUCGCAGAGUCGGUCUAUGUCAAAAUACUGAAGCUGACUUUUUUUAUUCUGUAUAUUUAGAAUGAAGUCCAGAUAAAAGUUUAUAAAGUCAUCUUUGAUCAUUCCAGAAUUUCUCGUGUCAGUCUUUUUAAGCUGUUUCUCCUCCUUUCCACCUCUGUAUACUCUGCUUCUUUAUUAAGCCUUAAUGCUGUGACCUGCAUGCUUUGCUCAUCCUCGCUGCACAAAUGAAGCCCUUUGCUCCUUUUCUCUCCCCGCUCUUUUCCUCCUUACCAACUUCUCCCUUCGCAGAAGGAAGUAGCAGCCUGUAACUUGGCACCCUGCAGUGCAGCUCAGGGUUAAAAAGGGCAAGUUAAACAGCAAGCUGGACUUGUUAACCUAAAUUAACCUAAACCUUCUUAUUUGUCACUGAUCACAGCACCAUGCAUGGUGCAGGAAAAGAAAGGGGGGAAGGAGUGUAAAGACUAAAAACAGAUUGGUCAUAAAAUCCAACAGUGAUAUUUAAGAAUGGCUUUAGAGCGCCUCAAACUUAACACUUUUAAAGAUAUUUUUAAAACAUCGUUAUGAGUCAGUGCAUGUUCUGUUUCUAAUGUACACUAACAUAACAAAUAUUAAGGCUUGAUUCCCUCUUUAGCAAGUAAAUAACCACUCCACUGCGAAGGUGUAUGUAACAUUUCUCUAAUAAUUCUUGAAUUAGUUCUUUUGGUUCUUAUCCUACAGGCGAGUAACAGGAAUUAAUGUGAUUUUUGAUCGGUGUUACCAAAGGUGGCGUGUGAGCACCAAGUAGGUUAGACCCUGCUGUUAGGCUAGGGCAGAUCUCCGKCCAGGUGUGAGACUCUGUCCCGUGUUCAGUCCUGCCUGAGUGUCCCCCUGUGUUGCCACCCGCCGCGACAUCCUCAUGGCUGUACCAUCCUGUCGGAUAGCUUAUCAGACUGAUGUUGACUGUUGGAUCUCAUGGCAACAACAGUCGGUAGGCUGUCUGACAUUUUGGUAUCUUUCAUCUGACUGUUUGCYCAUCCAUCUCCAGCUGUUGCCAUUGAACACGAACAGCACAGAAAUGUGGUACAGAGAAACUAGGCAGGGCAGCCGGCUGCAUCUCUUAAACUGCCUUCCU
Molecule: messenger RNA, 2981 nt
Organism: Nothoprocta perdicaria
Lineage: Eukaryota; Metazoa; Chordata; Aves; Tinamiformes; Tinamidae
Gene: VMP1
Product: vacuole membrane protein 1
Exons: 12
Coding region: 91-1305 (404 amino acids)
Biological process (GO): Golgi organization; autophagy
Cellular component (GO): endoplasmic reticulum; endomembrane system; membrane
Source: RefSeq, a predicted model, not a curated record